Amoebophrya sp. A25 is the source of this 604-nucleotide messenger RNA. NCBI's taxonomy places the organism in Eukaryota, Dinophyceae, Syndiniales, Amoebophryaceae. The record is from the annotation of a GenBank genome assembly.
UGAAAGUUCCUCAAACCUUAACGACAAAGAGAUCGCAGCAGCAUCAGAAGCAACGCAAGAAGAUCAUCAACCUCCUUCGACACAUCAACUCCUAAAGAUGUCCUCCAAUGUUUCUCCACUUUCACAAACAAAUGUUGCAGGCCCUCCUUUGUUAGAAGAAAAGGAAAAGCAGAAUUAUUCCGGUUUUGAAAAUAGACAUAGAGGGAAAAGUUCUUCUUUUGAACAGCAACAAGGAGUAUCUCUUCAGACGACAGUUUUGGAACAACAUCAUAGAAAAUUGGGCGACAGCGACGGCAAUUUGAAUGACGGCAGCUUUAAAUCAUCAUUUCGGAAGUUUUCUGGUCUUUCUGAUCUUGAGACCUCAUCAAACGCACAUGAAACAACGACGGACAUAGACAUCCCGGAUUCCUCUCUGACGCCGAAUAACUCUCGACGUUCUAUUUUGAAGCAGAAGAACGGGGGCAAGAAAUACGAGCAGAACUACAACUACGCCUCGUCAAUUCAAAGUAUAUCACCGAGCAGAGGACAGCGUUUAGACGAGGGAAGUUCGUUGAAGAAAUCUCAACGUCGCCGGCGAACUCGUGUGCAGACGCGGCUUCUGCAG